AUGUUUUUACUAAUUAUAAUACUCAGCUAUUUAUUGGGAUGUGCAUCGACAAUUGCUUUAUUGCUAUAUUUAUAUACACGCUAUGUAGUAUAUUCACCGGUAGUAAUUAAUGAACAACAAGAAGAACAAUAUCAAACUUUUAAUCCAUUACCUGAAAAUGAACGAGGAAAAAAUUCUGCUGUUGAUGCUGUAAAUUAUCUAUUUCAAUUUUUAUUUCAAGAAUUAAAAGAUAGUUCAAGACUGAGACGUUAUUUGAUGCAUAAAUUAAAUACAGAAUUUAAAGAAUUAAAAAAUAGUCGAACAGCAAAAAUAUUUCUUCAAAAUAUAGUCAUAGAAAAUUUUUCCAUUGGAAAAGAGUGUCCAGUAUUUAGUGAUAUUCAACUUGAACGACAAGAACGUGAUGAACGCCAUUUAAUAAAAGGAUUUGUUGCUAAACUUGAUGUAGAUUAUAAAGAUGGUUUUUCUGUUACACUUGAUAUAACUUUAUUAUUUGGUCAUAAAUGUCGUUUAUCUAUUAAAGUCAAUCGUAUACAAGGACAUUUACGUUUAGAAUUUCGACGUGAACCAUUUUGUCAUUGGCUAUGUGUAUUUCAAGAUGAACCAUUUAUUGAUUUUCAAGUUAAAUCUUAUUUUGCUACUGUUGAAAGUCCACAAUUAGCACAACUUAUUACACAACAAUUACGUCGUGCUAUUAAACGUAAACAAACAUGGCCAAGUUAUAAAAUACGUUGUCAACCAUUUUUUGCAACAUCAAAACAAUCUAUUCCAACAGAAGUUUUAUCAACAAAUGGAAAUAAUAUUAUACCUGGUACAUUCGAUAUAACAAUAAAAUAUUGUGAUCGUCUUUCAAUUCCAUUGGCUAUAUUUGAUAAACAAAAAGUUUCAUCAGUUAAUGUAUUUUUAACAAUAAAUAUUAAUGAACAAAUGUGUGCUGAUUAUUUACAUAUAAAUCGUGAUCAAUGGAAAAGAAAAGAAAUUGAAUUAAAACGAAAUGUAAAUAAAUUAAUUGUUAAAGAAGUUAAUUAUAUGGAUCGAAUAGAAUUCUUAAUUGAUGAACUUGAUCCACUACCAAAUGGAAUUGAUGAUGUAACAACAUUAAAAGCUGCAUUAGAAGAUAAAAAUGUUUUUCUACUUAAAAUGCAAGGUCAAGAUAUUACAACACUAAAACAAAUACAUCGUUUACUUAAACAUAGAACACCUAUUCCAUCAAAUGAUGGAUUAACAUCAACAUCAACAUCAACAUCAACAUCAACAACAGCAACUACAACAACAACAACAAUAAUAGGUGGAAAUGAAGAUAAAAUACAGAUUGUUGUUGGUAUACCUAUAUUACAUAGUGUAAGAGUACAACGUGCAGCAGAAACUUCGAACACAACAGAAACAGAAAAACCGACAUCAACUUCUCCAACCUUGUCAACUCGAAGUGAAAAUCUAGCUUCUUUAACACCGCCGAUUACUGUACGUCAACGAAUUAUACCACCGACUGCUUCAGUUAAGUUUGAUAAAUCUGCUGAUUCAAUUGGUUUACCAGUUAAAUCGCAGGAUAAUGAAGAAGAACAAUCACAAAAUAAUAGUACACCAGAGCUUUCUCUUAAACACCCAGAUGUUAAUAUACCAAAAAAGUCAAAACAUUCAAAAACUUCUGCAAAUGAUAUUACUUUAAUUAUGAUGAAUACAGAUAUUUUACAAGAAUUUCAUGCUCAACCAACUGCUACUCGAAAAGCAGAACCGUAUAUCGAAUUUGAUAGUAAAUUCGAUUUUCAAGUAGGUCCAAAUGAACAAUAUCUUAAUAUUUGUUUAUGGUGUAAACCACCAUUGGAUUGUGAUGUACCAAAUCCUGGUAAAAAACUUAUUUUACUUGGUUAUGCUACUGUUGCCUUAUCUGAAAUAGUACUUGAUGCUCAUAUGAGUUAUAAACGUGAAACUCAAGUGACACUUAAUUUUCGAUCAGCUUAUUCACCAAAACCUAAUUUCAAAAAACGACUAGAAUUAAGUAGUCAUAAAGGUUAUGAUGAAAAUUUAGCUAAUGGUUUUAUAACAAUAAAUAUAAAACAUAAACCAGAAAUUGAAGCAAAAUUAAAUCCUCAAGAAAAGAAAGAACAAUUUAUUGUGAAUGCUCCAAUUUUACAUGAUAUAUCAACAAAAUUAAAAGAAGAUGAAAGGAAACAAGAUCAAUUAAAAUAUAUUAAUGUUAUCAAUGAAGAACAAGAAUUACCUACACGAAAACCAACUGAUCAUAUAUUUGAAGAUAAAACAUUUACAACUUCUACACUAUGCAGUUGUUGUGGUAAAAAAAUUUGGAUGAAAUCAGGUCGUCAAUGUCGUGAUUGUUUAAUGACAAUACAUAAAAAAUGUGAAGAAAAAUUUAGCGCAGACACAAUUUGUACACAUGAUCCAAAUCAUGUAAAAACUAAUCUAAUCUCAACAACUUCAGAUGAUGAUUUAAAAAAUGUAGUUAAUAUUGAAAUUAGUGAUUCAAGUAUUCCACCUCCUAACAUACUAAUGGAUAAUAUAGAAUCAAUUUCAAUAAAAAGUACUCCUGAUAUAAUAUUAACUUCAAAUCCAAAUAAUAAUAAUCGAUCAACACUAGCAGCAACAACAACAACACCAGCAACACCUACAACAACACCUACAACAACAACAGCUGCAAAUCGUCUUUCAACAAAAGCAGCUGCUGCUUUUUCUGCACUUGAUUCUACAGCACGUCGAUCAUUUCGUGGUGCAUUUGGAAACAAAAAUUCUAAUCAAACAACAACAAAUCUAGUACCUAGUCUUUCAGCAACAUCAGAAUUAUCAAAAAGUGAUGAAUCAUUAAGCAGUUCAUCACCUUUGCCAACAAAAAAGCCAAUAACAACAAAUGUACCUGCUCAUGCACCUUCAAAAAUAGCAAGUGCUGCUUCAUCAGCUUACAGUAAAAUACGGGAAUUUAAAUCUAAACGAUUACCUGCUACUCAAGAAACAAAUCCUAUUAAGAAAACACGUUCACCAUCAGAUUCAGAACCUAAUGAAACUAAUCCUGAGGCAGAUUUACGUCAAAUCAUUACACAAUAUUUGUUAGAUGAAAAUAAUGAUGUUCAAGGUCUUGAGCAUUUACUUCAUGAGAAAUCCGUCGAUGAUACAAUUAUAUAUGCAAAAGCACAAGAAUUUGGACAAGAAUUAUACCCUGAAUUAACACCUGAAGAACGAAAACAAAAAAUUGAUAGUGAAAUAUCUCGUUUACAACAUGAACUCGAUUUAAAUUCGCAUAUUCGUGGAGAAAUGUUACAUGAAUAUCAAAAUGUUGAAACCGAUGAAAACGAAAAACGAAAACUUCGUGAAAAAAUUGCUAAUAUUGAUGAAAAAACUCAAGCAUUAGGAGCGUUGACUAUUUUCUAUUGUUCUGGUCUUAAACAUUGCCGUACACAAAUGGUAGCAAAAGAAGAUGAAAGUACUAAAUCAAUUAGUGAAUUGCCUGAAGAAGAUGAAAAUAAUGAAUUUUAUGAUAAUGUUGAAGAACAUUCGUGA
Molecule: messenger RNA, 3504 nt
Organism: Adineta steineri
Lineage: Eukaryota; Metazoa; Rotifera; Eurotatoria; Adinetida; Adinetidae
Source: the annotation of a GenBank genome assembly